This is a messenger RNA of Cyprinodon tularosa, 2055 nucleotides long. RefSeq names its product ELOVL fatty acid elongase 7a (gene elovl7a). Gene Ontology annotation, molecular function: fatty acid elongase activity. Gene Ontology annotation, biological process: fatty acid elongation, polyunsaturated fatty acid; sphingolipid biosynthetic process; fatty acid elongation, monounsaturated fatty acid. NCBI's taxonomy places the organism in Eukaryota, Metazoa, Chordata, Actinopteri, Cyprinodontiformes, Cyprinodontidae. Gene Ontology annotation, cellular component: endoplasmic reticulum membrane; endoplasmic reticulum. The coding region runs from base 149 to 1033 and encodes 294 amino acids. The record is from RefSeq and is a predicted model, not a curated record. The transcript has 8 exons.
CUGAGCGGCCGACGGCGGCUCAGAGAGUGAAGCAGGGGGGAGCACACCUGCUGAGAGGCAACAGUUGGAAGGAUAACCUCGACGGGCCAAGCGGGAUUCUGCGUUCUGUUAGGACAUUAAAGGUGAACGACUAGUAUCUUGCCUGAAAAUGGAGCUUUCCAAUAUCCAGACGUCUGUUGCACUCAUUUAUGAUAGGUUCAUGCAAAAUGCAGACUCGCGGACAGAAAACUGGCUGCUCAUGUCAUCUCCUCUCCCCCAAACGAUCAUCAUUGUAGCCUACAUCUUCUUCGUCACGUCGCUGGGGCCUCGGAUGAUGGAAAACCGAAAAGGCUUUGACCUGAAAGGAGUCCUUAUUGUCUACAACUUCAGCGUGGUGGCGCUCUCGCUCUACAUGUGCUAUGAGUUUGUGAUGUCAGGAUGGGGAACUGGCUAUUCAUUUCGCUGCGACCUUGUCGACUACUCCAACUCGCCGCAGGCUGUGAGAAUGGCAGAAACAUGCUGGCUUUAUUACUUCUCAAAGUUUAUCGAGAUGCUCGACACGAUCUUCUUUGUGUUGAGGAAGAAGAAUAGCCAGGUGACAUUUCUUCAUGUCUACCAUCACUCCAUUAUGCCCUUCACUUGGUGGUUUGGGGUUCGUUUUGCCCCAGGUGGAUUGGGAACGUUCCACGCUCUUCUUAACUGCAUCGUCCAUGUUAUCAUGUAUACAUACUACGGGCUGACUGCCAUGGGCCCCAACUACCAGAAGUACCUGUGGUGGAAGAAGUACCUCACUACCAUUCAGCUGAUCCAGUUUGUCAUGGUUACCACCCACAUCUCCCAGUACUUCUUCAUGAAGGACUGCCCAUACCAGUUCCCCAUCUUUAUCUACAUCAUCGGCUCGUACGGCCUGAUUUUCCUGUUCCUUUUCCUCAACUUCUGGUACCACGCCUACACCAAGGGCAAGAGGCUGCCAAAGGUUCUGCAGAAUCAGACAUGGGCGCACCACACCAAUGGAGUCAUGAAUGGAAACGUAGACCAUGACAAAUAUCAGUGAUGCGUGGUUCGGAUGGUUUCAGGGUUGACCUCAUUCACUCAGCCAAACCACUGGUGCUGUGAGCUUGAACCCAAACUUUUUUUGUACUAUUUAUUUUGGCUGCGUUUCUGUAUCUGCUGUUAAAGACAAUCUUUAAAUUAUCGCCAAAGCUUACAUUUACAGAGGUGUUUUUUUUUUUUUGAAAAGCUAAAAGCUUUUAUUCCACUUGUUUAUACUGAAGGUGAAAUUUGCUACAGAGACUUUAAAUAAUUGCCUUCCCACUUUUUUUUUCUUUUUUUCUGAAAGUCUCAAACUGAAACAUGCUAUAGAGAUGCCUAAAGUAAAACUACAGGACCCUCAGCUGUACAGUCCACCCAGAGUUUAUUCAAACUUUAUACUCCUGAAAUAUUUUAAUUUUUUUCCCUUUCCUCAAUUUCUUCAGAUUUAAAUUGCAGUUUUUAGAAAUGUGCACUGAGAUGUUGGGGUUUGUUUCAUCCACUGGAUCUGACUAUGUCAGCAUACCACACUUUGUUUCCUCUUCAUAAUGCACAUGUGGUCACUUCUCCAUAGCAGCUGCCGAUGGUACAGACAUGCAGUGAAAAGUCCAGUCUCACUACAGUGGCAUCAGUUUUCAUUCCUGUCAGUUAUCCUAUGAAGCAAUGUUGUCAAUCUCCAGUGUAAACCUGAUGGACUGCCGUGGUUCUUGUAGGAUCCAGAACAGACCUUUAAAACUACAGCUGAAGUCUUUACUGAGGCAAAUUGCACAAUAAAGCAGUUGCACAACUACUGAUUUUUAGGUGUCUCCAUGAGAAAGCAGGAACGGCCGUGCUUUGUUUUAAAGCGGUGCGCUAAUGACGUUUUCAGACACCUGGAGUUGGUUCCUUUGGCUAGGUUAGUUUUAUAUGUACUGAUCUUAAAGUUUUGAACCUGAAUGUUACUUUGGUCCUUUGGUGACUGAGGACUUAGGCUUGAGCUUUGUGUGGAAGGAGUUCCACCUUUUAAUGAAGCACUAACCCAUCCCAAAAGGUUUACAGAUGACUAAA